AUGUCCGGUUCUGUUUGUAUGGUGUGUCACUUCCUUUCUCGGGUAGUCAUAAUGAUCGAAAUGUUAACCCUAGUUCUUCUUACACCCACAGUCCAAGUGCUGAUUGCUAUGUGACGUAGGACUUGGCGCACUCUCACAAAGCUUCCAGAGAGCUUGAGUCGGUGUCGACCCCGAUCACGAUUGAACAUACCAUGAUCCCAUCUUUUACGACCACCGACAAUCCUGAGGAAACGAAGAGACGACGCCGCUUCUCAUCACCAUUUCGUCGCUCAAGAUCUCGACCAAGAUCAGUCAGUGCAACUUUCCCUAGCACUACCUUGCUGGUGUCCAGUACAUCGUUAACUGCAACUCCAAACGACAUACCAGACAUACCGAAAGCUUUCCAAGGCCGCCCGCACUCGUACCACGCCCCUGAUCUGGGCAUGCACCCUGCAUACCGAGGCUCGACCGACCAAUUGACUCCGACGUCUCCAUCACACGAACGGGGUCGCACAAAUGUACAAGCUUCGCUAGCGAGGUCAAGCUUUGUAACGGAGACAGAGGUUCGAGACGAUACUGUGCCCCCAGUACCUUCUAUACCGACCGGCAUUGAUAAUGAACGGCAAGGGCGACGCAGUCGAAGUUGGGGAAAUGCAGGCCUGAUGCUUCAGUCUGCCAUACGACACACAAGACCACCAGCCAAAAGCUCGAGAAGCCUAGGGGCCAGUCCGAUCAUCACCCAAUUCGACGUCCCUGAUAGAACAGGCGAGCCUGCGCCACAUGCCACUGAGGUCUCACCUCGCGGACCCUGGAAUGACGAUGAACAUGGCAAGAACGACUCACCACGGACCAGGCACAGCUCACCAAUCACGAAGGGGCUGUGGAUGGGCGACACUUCUCCAGUUCUCUCGAAGCGCACGCCGACAAAAGCUGAUGAGACGGAGGACGAUGGAUUUCAUCAGCCAGUGCUACCAAAAGACACUGAUGGCACGUUGGCACCAGCAGACUUAGUUCAGCUCUCUAAGCAUCACGACGAACCAAUCGAUACCCCACCGAAGAAACUAAGCAAGAAGCUCGAAGGUGAAAUCCUAUUUGACACAACAAAGCAGUCACCAACAAAGUCACCUUCUUGUCUAGUAGAGGGAUCCCAAAUUCCGGGGCCAGGAACACUACUCAGCACUACCAAGAGCAACGAUAGCAGCAACGAUCGAGUUGGAGUCAAAGAAGAAGCUCCUUUGCCGCAAGAGUUUGUGAUGCAACUCUCGGGCGAGAUCAGUCCUUUACUCCACUCAUCGAAGGCCUCGUUGCGCGAAGUCUCUGAUGACGAAGGCGAAGUGUUGAGUCCUGCUGGAGCAGGCCUUACUGGCGACCAGAUCGAGCAACGGUUGAAAUGGGAGACCGAGGUGAUUGGUGGUGAUGUCUCUGACGAUGAGGAGAACGUGUUAGGUCUGAGGGAUCAGCGGCAAUCUAAUCUUUCGCACACGGUUGUCACAGACAAGGAUGAUGAGCAAGCUGGACGCAAAGCUCAAACUUUUGGUGCCACCACUAUCUUCGACGAGGAUGAUAGACCUUUGAAGUCCUCCAGCCCUGAGGCCGGCUCUUCGCAUAUGAUCACCAGAAUCCGACAAAGUAAUCAAGCAAACUACGAGACGAAGACAAUCGGCGUUGGCAACGUGUCUCCGACAAGCGAUCAUGCAGGGCCCUCUUCGACUAGGAGAGCAUCCACUCAAGCACUUGCUAUGCAGUCUGCACUUGAAAGCAAAGUAAUCGGGACCGGCGAUGUAUCACCAGUAUCAACACGAUCAUCUGUCCUCGUCGCCUCACCGUCGAAAGUGUUUAAGGACAACGAUCGCGAAAUUGAGCAUGUUGAGGAACCCACAACAUCCAGCAUCGAGAGGUUUUAUACUGCUGGCGUUAGUUUUGAUCUCGAGCCUGCGAGAAGCAAGCCAUUGGAAUCAGAUGCAGGCGAAGACGUGGGGGAACGGCCUCGUAUUGAGAGAUUUGAGACAGCGCAGGAAGGCGUACAGGGGUCAAGCGAGCUGACAAUCCCAAAAGUCAGGCACCCAGCAAGUCGUUAUGCGACUGUCCUGGCUUCUGAACCUGUCGUGUCGUACAAAGAGUACACCGGAAGCUCGUCAAGUUCGAGCGUCGACAUGCUCGAGGCGAUCAUACCUCAGGCACCAAGCGGCGCUCUGACCCCGCAGCGAGCUGAGCGGGCUGACAUGCCCCAAGCCGCGACGCGUCGAGUCUCGGCUUCUCAACUGCAAGUCGUCCACGCCGUUGAAGAGUAUGCUGCAUCUAAUUCGUCUCUUGCAUCAUGGGAUCAGGACAGUAACGCCGCUGAUGCGAUCUCCGAGCCGGGCGCGGUCGUCGAGAUGAUGGACGAGAGCGACCUCGUUACUCCUGUGGCGCAGGUGCCAAGGAACGCUGCUCAUCAUGGACAGCAGGCUGACCAGGCUGGAAACUUCAAGAACAAUUCAUCCUACGCGGCCUCCAAUGGAUACUUCAACGAACAGUCGGUGUCCGAUUCCGUGCAUCAAGGACAGCAGAACCCGGUCUCGACGUCUAAUAUGACGGUUCCUGAGCGCUCAAAGUCACUACUAUCCAUCAUAUCUUCAGCUGUCUCGAGUACCCCAAUAUCUCCGGCAUCAAGCAACGCAGGAAGAUCAACCCCCUCGACAAUACACCGGAUGCAGCGCGACUUUUCCAACGCCAAGAGGACCAACCUCAUGGAAGUACAGAUCCCGGAGGAGCCCACGUCAGCCAAAGACGACCAAACACCAACAGCCAGGCAUGAGGACUAUGAUCUGUAUGCCGAUCACAACGGUGUGGUCAAGGAUGUACGCGAUAACAACGGUCAACCCCUGCGCCUCGCAAGCACAUCGAGUGCUGCUCCUACGCAGCUUGCACGAACGACAACUGGAGCCUCUUCUAUUGCAACGGCACCGGAUGUGCAAGACUCGCCUGGCCGGAGGUACAGUUUCGAACGUCCGAUGAGUUUCAUCUCUGGACCUCAGGAUGAUGAUGGAAGGCCCCAAGAUCAAAUCAACCAACCCUUGGCAGGCUCAAUAGCCGCGCCCCCAAUUCCACCUCAGUCAAAGCGAAGAUCGCAGCAGUACCCUCGCACCACUUCUGGAGCUAUCUACUCGAAUUUUGAACCAGUACAAGAUACCCAUUGGCCACCUGGUGAGGUGACUUCGCAGCCGCCAGUCCAAUCUGUGCAGCCACCAGUGCACGAACCUGCGCCUGCAAAGGUUGUUCGCCAGCCUACACGCUUCGUCCCUCACACCCAUGAGGACGAAGAUGAAGAUGAGGAACCUGCGCAACAAACACCAAACCUCCCACCACAGCGAACACCGCCGUCAAUUCCGUCAGAGAGGCUAGUCGCUGACGGACAACCACCACCCAAUGGUAUCCCUCAAGACCAACAUGCGCAGGACCCUCGCGUAGCGCAGAACCCUAAUAUUCAGUGUAGGAGUGUGUCUGCUCCUUUGCAGCGAAUCUCAAUGCCUGGUCACGACCCUCGUGUUAUUAGCCAACCGCUUGGAUCGCCUCCUGCAGGACCUUCGAUGGGGCCAAGAAAUGAGUUUGAGUACCAGCAACAGAUGAUGCAGCUUCAGGCGAAGUACCCUCGUUUCCGCGGUGCAGAGAGUCAGGCUCUCAACGUGCAACAACCGAGCCCAACUCAACAAGGUUUCCAAGCCCAUGAGAAGUCAUCUUCAAAGCCAAGGUUAGCAGCAGCCAUGAAAGGCAUUGUCGGCGGAACUUCGCCGAAUGCGCCAAACGUUUCUAAUGCACCACUCGCGCCUUCAAGCCUGGCUCCUACUGCGCCACCAACUGAAGCCAGUAGAGCCGAAUCUUUUGUUUCUGCAGUCAGCAGUAUGUCGCGUGAGCCGACUACAUCAACUCCUGGAGGACAGCCUGGCAUCGUUGCAGGCCCGCAAAGUCCUCCCAGUCUCGGUGCGGAGUCGCACUACAGUCAUGUCAGUCAAGGCUCGACGCAAGUGCAGCCAGCACAGUCUCGACAUGACCUCACCAUGCCAGCUAUACCCGCUCAAUAUCAAAGUUUUCACCCACAGCAACAACAACAUUCGCAACUUGCGCCGCCGCAGCAAAGCGGACAGUCACAAGGCUACCGUGCUUCUACGAGCGCUAUACCAGACGCCGGAAAGAAGAAAAGGUUCUCGGCGUUCACUGGCCUCUUUGGCAAGGGCACUGCAGCUGCGGAGCUACAGGGGAAGUUCAAGAUGUCAAGAGAAGAGAAGAAAGCACAGAAGGCUCAGAGGCAUACCAGUCAACCUGUCUUGCAGUCUCCGCCGACCAAACAAUGGCCUCCGCCAAACAUGCAGUUUAUUGCCCCUCAGCAGCCUAACAAUCCACCCGGCCAAGGCCUUCCUCCAGCUGGACAUGCAGCACAAGCUGUAGAUCCACGGUUUAUGCCCUCCCAUGGAGCGCCGCAUCUGCACCCACAGGGCGCGUCGGGUAUGCACCAACCGCAAGGCUUACCCCAAACGCAUGCCCAGCCGCAACUGCAGCCACAGAUGCAGCAAGGAUACCCACCGCAGCAGCAAAGACCAAUUGCGCAACCAGAUGAAGGCUCUGCAUAUCUGAGGACAAAGCAAAUGGCUGAAGAGCACCAAGCAAGGCAAACAGCUGGUCAACCACCGCGACCAGUGUAUGGGAAUCCCACCUCAGUAGGCUCCGUCCCGCGACCAUCAAGCGAACAACCUCACCAACCGGCUCGACAGUCAUUCCAGAGGCCGCCACCAUCCAAUGGAUACUACUACCCAGAGAAACCUCCGCCAGAGCAGGGCGCCUAUAUGUCUUCUCAGGAGGAGCAACAACAACGGGCUUUGCAAUUGAGACAGCAGCAGCAGCUUGAAGCAGAAAGACGACUUAAUGGUGGACUUCCACCGUCUCCAGGGGAGCAAGGAGCGUAUGGCGCAUCUGCAGCUUCACGUCAACAGGCGCAGCAACAACAGCGACCACCUUCAAUGGAACAGGGAGCAUACGGCGCUUCGCAAGUUGCACGUCAGCAAGCACUGCAGCAGCGACAGAAACCCGGCUUCGAGCAAGGAGCUUAUGGAGCUACACAUGAGGAAAGACAACGCUUACAACAACAAGGCAACUACCCUCUUCCUGGCCCGGAGGCUUUUGGACGCUCUCAAAUCCAUUAUGAUCAGAUACAACAGCAUGGUCCGCCGCAGCGUACGCAUGUCCCGCCACAACACGAGCGUCAACAGAUACCGCAGAAUCACCACCAGCCAGCUAUGACAAGAGAAGAACAUAUGAAGCAAGCUGAACAUGAGCUAGCACAACACAGGUGGCAGCAGCAGCAGACUCAACUCCGGGAAUCCCACUUGCAACAGCAAGCUCAGCUCGCUCAACAGCAGGCUGCCAAUCGAAGUGUUUCUGGACCACUUUUGAACCAGGCUUCGCCUCCUGCAUCGCCGGUUGGGCAACGACAUGUAAGCUCGCCUGUAGUUGAACCUCAGUACGAUACACCUCCAAUUCCCGGGGCGUAUGGUCAUGUACAAGGCGUCUUCGUCUCCCCUCUUGACCAGCCGCACGCCUACACAACACCGCACGAUCAAUUUCGUCGACAGGAGUCAGAUCCUCAUAUGCAACCGAUUUCGCCUCAAGUGUCUGCGCCUAAUGCUCGCCAUCACUCGGAUGCCAGUAGCGUGUCGGUGGUCUCACCUAUCUCUGGACCUACACCGGAGCCUUCUGCAACGGGACAAGCAGCUGAUCAACGUCUACAGAAGCCUAGGAUGCCCAGCAUAUCCGAAGUACACCAGCAAGCACCACCUCAAGAACGACCGUGGCACAUGAAUUUCCCGGCAGGUACUACUGAACAAGACAUCGUUCGAGCUCGUCAAAAGCAAUUCUUCCAGCAGCAGUUUGCUUCCCAGCAGCAGGCGCAGGCAGAAAGGCAUGCGUCGUCACCAUCCCCACGUGUGUCGCCCGAUAAACAGUCGCCGCCAUUCUCCGCACCUUUCCAGCAGUCUCAAGAACAGGGUGGCGGGUUUAGAGAGGUGUUGCCGCGAAAGUCUCCACAGCCAUAUGCAGCGCCGCAAUCCGCACCACUCGAUCGUCGUAGUCCACGAUCCUCACAACAGACACCAUCACAUCCCAAUGAAAGCGCAGGGUGGCCCCUCCAUUCGUCACCCGGUCUAGCAGGCCCGCAACCGCCUACGAACGAACCUCACACUCCAAGACACCCUGAAGACUUCGACCAACGGCCGUCACAUGUCGAAGAUCCACGGCAUACUGCCUAUGAUCACCGGCGAUACGAGCCAACGCCGCCAAACGAAAGCCAGCGUGUACCUCCACCCAACCAGCAACCCCAGUAUGAUGAAAACGUCCCCGACGAGGCACCUCCAUCGUACGAUGGCCCUGGCGUGCCUAACGACGGAAUGGAGAAGAGCAACCCAGAUCGUCCUCGACCACCGAACAUCAUAACGGCACCAACCGAUCGAGGUCGCCAACAGGAUGGCCGACCGCGCCAGGCUUCCCUCGGGCUCAUGCAACAUCCUCAACCUGCGUCCAUGGCCGCGUCGCCUCAACGCACAGCACCAGACAUGGGCGCCGAGUCGCUUCGCCGCCAAAUGCUCCAACAAGAAGAGCACGCCCGCAUGGAGCGCAUUCAGCGCUCGCAAAUGCAGGCUGUCCAGCGACAGCGCGAACAGCAAGAACGCGACGCUGCUCGUGCACGGGCACAGGAGCUCGAGCGCAGUGUUUCUGGUGGCGGCAGGGUCGGCAGUCUCCGGAGUGUCCGUGGCAGUCACAACGGUGGCACACCUGGAUGGGAAAGGCGAGGGUUGCAGGGCGGUAGUAGUCGCCCUGUGUUUGAGUUGCCUGCGGUAGAAGACGAGGAGCCUGUUAUGCGGGCUACUAGUUUUCCGGGGCAGGAGUGGGUGCCACCCAUGUAUGUCGAUGAUUGAGUGUUCAGCACAGACUAUCUACACACGCAUGACUUGCUGAUAUUCUUACUCACUUGUAUAGAAAGAUUUGAGAUUUUGGUUUCUCGGAUCUUAGCGACGCAUCACGCUUUGGCAUUUUGAUUGGAUACCCCUCCUUUCCGUACACAUCUAUAUUGCAUUCUUAUCAGUUCAACGUACAUGUAGCAACGUUUUGUAUAGAUCUCUUUGGUCGAAAUUCAUAAUACAUGCAUUCGUAUCUCGACGUACUGCUUUUGCUUUGUCGUUGCCUUCUCUGUUUACAGUUCGUGUCACUUGAACCCUUUAAUCGUUGAACCAUGG
Molecule: messenger RNA, 7241 nt
Organism: Macroventuria anomochaeta
Lineage: Eukaryota; Fungi; Ascomycota; Dothideomycetes; Pleosporales; Didymellaceae
Exons: 1
Coding region: 192-6923 (2243 amino acids)
Source: RefSeq, a predicted model, not a curated record